Messenger RNA from Aspergillus affinis, 675 nucleotides. RefSeq lists its product as uncharacterized. Lineage: Eukaryota; Fungi; Ascomycota; Eurotiomycetes; Eurotiales; Aspergillaceae. Bases 1 to 675 code for a protein of 224 amino acids. The record is from RefSeq and is a predicted model, not a curated record. The transcript has 2 exons.
AUGGGUCUCAUCAAGCGCGUUUUCAAGCUCACCACCUAUGGGGGUGCUGCCUCCGUCGGUGCCUUCUUCUGGGGCACGCGCAAGUCCACCUUCGUGCCUAUGAGUCCCUCCGACCCCCUCUUCAAUUCCCCGUUCCAUCGCGCCCAGAACCCCGAGGGCAACCCUCAGACUUACGACCUGUGCAUUCGCCGGGUGCCACUUUCUGAGAUCAAUCCCUCUCUGCUGGAGAAGAAGGGCAAACUGACCGAGGCUUUCUGUGCUGGUAUCUGGAGUGGCUGGGGAUACGCCUACCAGCGCUCCCACCACGAACGCAACGCCCCCAAGGAAGAGACGAAGAAUCACCUCUGGACGCCCGAGCAAUUGCGCUCCUCAACCUAUGACGUCGGCACUCUGAUCACGGACCACUUCGAGGUUCUGGAGAAAACCCCCGAGCGGAUCGUCGUGCGAUGCGGUGACACGCCACGCACCCAGGGUGUGCGCCCGUCUGACGGUCUGUUCGAAAUGUCGGCCGUUGUGAAGCCCGACGAGGGUGUCGCCGAGUUUGGCCUCAAGAGCUUGUUUUUCCAGGGCUUGGGCAAGGCCGAGGGCCAGCCUAUGCCGGCCCAUAUUCUGUGGCUGCACAAGCAGUACACUAAAUUGUGGAUGGAGACGGCGUUGCCGAAUGUUCGCCGGUGA